This is a messenger RNA of Parathielavia appendiculata, 2105 nucleotides long. Its product is annotated as MFS general substrate transporter. Lineage: Eukaryota; Fungi; Ascomycota; Sordariomycetes; Sordariales; Chaetomiaceae. The transcript has 5 exons. Bases 249 to 1994 code for a protein of 581 amino acids. Gene Ontology annotation, biological process: transmembrane transport. The record is from RefSeq and is a predicted model, not a curated record. Gene Ontology annotation, cellular component: plasma membrane. Gene Ontology annotation, molecular function: transmembrane transporter activity.
UCCGACCUUUGUAUGCUACCCCCGAUCCAGCAAUAAUCAUUUGGAUGAUGGAAGAUGCCCUUGCAUUUUUCGGCAGGUCUAUAUAUUUUGAUAACGCCAUCGAGAGGUACAGAGCUGCGUCAACUCCUCUCUUUCAGUCUCAAAUCAUUCCUUGACACCCAAUGCUCUGAAUGGAGGAUUCACGCCUUGCCUCGAACAAAGCAUCCGGCCCUCGACACUGACACUGCCACGGUGUAUAUCCGUCAGUCAUGGCCUCCUCUGAUUCCUACAAGCCACUGCAUGCCACCCCCGAUACCAGGUCGGAAACAUCAUCCGGUUCUGGGCACGUACACCACCAUGCACCAAACAGCCUCAAAACCCCCAAAGCCGCCGACAAGGAGCCCGCAACCAGGGGAGACAGCCAGCCAGACGAGACCAACAGGGCCACCAAGGCUCUCUUGCUGCUCUCGGUGAUCCUGAGCGUUUUCCUCAUUGCUCUCGACAGGACCAUCAUCUCAACGGCCAUUCCUAACAUCUCCAACGAAUUCGGCUCGCUCGACGACGUCGGCUGGUACGGCAGCGCCUAUCUGCUGACGUGCUGCGCCUUCCAGCUGCUCUUUGGCAAGAUCUACACCUUCUUCUCCGUCCGCGCCGUCUUCCUCGCCAGCGCACUGCUGUUUGAGGUUGGCUCGGCCGUCUGCGGCGCGGCGCCCAACUCGGAGGUCUUCAUCUUGGGCAGGGCGAUAUGCGGCGUAGGCGCUGCAGGGCUGUUUGGGGGGACUUUUGUCAUCGUCAUCUAUGUCGUCCCCUUGCACCAGCGGCCCAAGAUCCAGGGCAUGUUUGGCGCUGUGUUCGGCCUGUCUGCCAUUAUUGGGCCUUUGAUCGGAGGCGCAUUCACGUCCAACGUAACAUGGCGGUGGUGCUUCUACAUCAACUUGCCCAUUGGCGCCCUCACCAUGUUGGUGAUUGCAUUGUUUCUCAAGGUCCCAGACCGCGACACCACGAAGUUGCCCCUUAGGGCAAAGAUUCUGCAGCUUGACCUUGUCGGGACGGCCGUGUUUGUCCCUGGGGUUGUCUGUCUGUUGUUGGCACUUCAGUGGGGUGGUCCGACCUACCCUUGGAGCGAUGGCCGCAUCAUUGCGCUCCUGACCCUGACAGGCGUCUUGCUGGUGAGCUACGUCGCGGUCCAGGCGAUCUUCACGUCAACAGCCACUAUUCCCGGACGUAUUAUCAAGCAGAGGAGUAUCGCUUCUGGGCUCUGGGCGACGGUGUGCAUCCAAUCGGGCAAUUACAUCUACAUUUACUUCCUGCCUAUCUGGUUCCAGGCCAUCCAGGGCGUGUCCGCCGUCGACUCCGGCAUCCGGCUGCUACCGGCCAUGCUCUCCACCGUGGUUGCGUCCAUCUUCGGCGGCUUCCUCAACGCCAAGGUCGGAUAUUACACGCCUCUCGGCAUCGUGGGCACCUGCAUCAUGGCCGUCGGAGCGGGCAUGCUCACAACGCUCCAGGUCAAUUCGGGAGCGGACAAAUGGAUCGGUUACCAGGUCUUGUACGGUCUCGGCCUCGGGACGUGCUUUCAGGUUCCCAACCUCGCGGCGCAGACGGCCCUGCCCCAGGUCGAUGUGCCCAUGGGCAUCUCACUCAUGUGGUUUGGCUCGCUCGUCGCCUCAGCUGUCUUUGUCUCGGUCGGCGAAAACGUCAUGAGCAACCAACUGGUGCAGCGGCUGUCUGGGUUCCCUGGAUUUGAUGUCAACCUGGUGACCUCCGGGGGCGUAACGGCGUUGCUCGACUCGCUGCCCAAAGACAUGCGCGCGCCGGCUCUCGUGGUCUACAACGAGGCGCUUCGGGUCGUCUUUAGAAUCGCGCUGAUUGUCUCGUGCUUGGCUAUCCUUGGGACGGCCACGCUCGAGUGGCGGAGUGUCAAGAAGCCGCAGCCUGUACAACCGGUGGAGACAACAGGUGAUGCUGAGUUGAAGAAUGUCAGAAAGACGGCAGAUGAGGAAGCCUCGACCAAGUAAGGGGAUGGAGCGUGUGCUGAUUACACAACAUGUACAAUAAAAAAGGUCAGACGCUCGGUAUACAACUGAUUGCAUCUAGGUAGUAGACGAUAUAGACCAGACACACGGCUG